CGGUGUCGAAGACGACGAGGCUAGACAUCGAAUCCGUGUUACCGUCUCAACAGUGAACCAUUCCAUUCGACAGUAUCCACGUCUCCUCUACCAUGACGAAUACCGACAAGAAUCCACCAAAGGCGAAGAGGGUUUCUCUCGGGGUCGGCGGUGCCUUGGUGGAGCUGCCGCAGGAUCCAGAACGGGGUAGCUGGGCCAACCCCAUCGAGUUUGUUCUAUCCUGCAUCGGGUAUGCCGUUGGCAUUGGCAAUGUUUGGCGUUUCCCUUACCUUGUAUAUCGUAAUGGCGGUGGAGCUUUUUUAAUUCCGUUCGUCCUAAUGCUGAUAACCAUGGGAUUGCCGAUAUUCUUUCUGGAACUCGCGGUUGGACAGUAUUCCGGGCUUGGCCCUAACGAGGCGUUCACACGUAUGGCGCCAGCACUUGAGGGCCUCGGUUAUUGCACCCUCGUCGUCAUUUUGUUCGUAAUAGUGUACUACAUGGUGAUCGUAGCCUGGACACUCUUCUACACGUUCGUCUCGUUCGUGCCUAAGCUCAGUUGGGCUUACUGCGACAACGAUUUCAACACGAACAAUUGUUACAGCGGCCUGCAAGAGAUCCAGUGUCAAACGAAUGAUUCCAAAAUGAUAUUUUACAACAAGACCUGCACGCCGGCCAAUCUGGUAUGCGAGAGCCUUGGUUUUCAUCAGGGCGGCAAUGUCACGCAUUGCUUUCACGAAGACGGAGCUAAGCCUCUUCAACAGCUUUACACGCGGGUCCUGUCUUCCGAGGAAUAUUUCAAUGACUACGUAUUGGGUCUGCACGGAGCCACGUGGGAACAUUUCGGAGGCAUAAGGUGGGAAUUGUUAGGAUGCCUCACCCUCGCCUGGAUAAUCUGCUUCCUGUGCCUGAUGCGUGGUGUCCAGUCCAUCGGGAAGGUCGUCUACUUCACUGCCCUUUUCCCUUACGUCAUGCUUACCGUGCUAUUGAUACGAGGUGUCACACUGGACGGUGCUUCAGAGGGUUCUCUUUGGUUUAUCACACCGAAAUGGUCGACACUACAAUCUCCUAAUGUUUGGGCGGACGCUGCUUCUCAAGUUUUCUAUUCACUUGGCAUCGGUUGUGGAUCUUUGAUCACUCUCUCCAGUUAUAGUAACUUCAACAACAAUUGUCACAGAGACGCGAUUUUCGUCACGCUCACGAACCUGCUCACGUCCAUUUUCGCCGGUUUCGUGAUCUUCUCGAUCAUGGGAUUUCUCAGCCUUCAGAUGGGCAUUCCGAUCGAGCAGGUGAUCCAAAGCGGAACAGGACUUGCUUUUAUCGCGUACCCGGAAGCCGUGGCACGGAUGCCGUUGCCUAAUCUCUGGGCGGUGCUGUUCUUCGUGAUGCUGUUCAUCCUCGGUAUUGGUAGCCAGUUCGCAGGCGUGCAGGCGAUAAACACCGCCAUAUUGGACCUGCGACCAGAUUUACGAAAACACGAGACCUACGUAGUACUAGGGAUAUGCGUCACUUGCUGGCUCCUCGCUAUACCGAUGGUGUUCGACGGUGGUAUUUACCUAUUCACGCUGAUGGACUGGAACACGGCUUCUUGGGCUAUACUAUUGAUCGGCAUUGCCGAGGUCGGCGUGGUAGGCUGGUGUUACGGCUGCAACAAAUUCCUGCGUAACAUAGCCGAAAUUUUGCUACGCGGUUAUUGGUGGCUCAGCUGGGUCGUGCUCGCGCCUAUCACUUGUCUGGCGGUGUUCGUGUAUCAAAUAUGUACGUACGAGUUGCCUCGUUAUGGCAAGUACAUAUUUCCCGGCUGGGCGAAUGCGAUCGGAAUACUGAUCGGCCUGUCGACCCUCGCACCGAUGCCCUUCUUUUUCAUCCGUCGCCUCUGGAAAGGUCCGAGGGACCGGAGUUUGUUUCGACCAAAGAAGACGUGGGGACCAGCGAUGGAUAAAAAUGCAGGUAACGAUACUCCAUCCACGGCGUCCGUCAAGACCUCACAACCGUCCGGGGAUAAACCGCACGAGGAUUGCGUUUAG
This is a messenger RNA of Habropoda laboriosa, 2003 nucleotides long. RefSeq names its product sodium- and chloride-dependent glycine transporter 1-like. NCBI's taxonomy places the organism in Eukaryota, Metazoa, Arthropoda, Insecta, Hymenoptera, Apidae. Gene Ontology annotation, molecular function: glycine transmembrane transporter activity. Gene Ontology annotation, biological process: sodium ion transmembrane transport. Gene Ontology annotation, cellular component: membrane. The record is from RefSeq and is a predicted model, not a curated record.